Phaedon cochleariae (mustard beetle) is the source of this 3435-nucleotide messenger RNA. The record is from the annotation of a GenBank genome assembly. Lineage: Eukaryota; Metazoa; Arthropoda; Insecta; Coleoptera; Chrysomelidae.
AUGUCUAAAAAACCUUCAAAACGCUCGAAGAAAGAAACAGAAAUUGAUCAGUCAGCUACUACCGAUGUUGAUGUUACUGAACAAAAUGAGGAUAUAGAAGAAACACAUGAAUCAUUACAGAGGGAGCCCAGAACCAUUAAUAUAAACUUGGAAUCAUAUCAGAAUAUAAUUGGAUUUUUCCCUAUCGCAGACAUUCAGACUCACUGUUCCUAUUGUGAUACAAUCAUAGGAUCAUCCACGACAAUACCAGUUACUGAUGAUGAAUUCUUACCAAUAAAUGAAUCAUUCUCCUUUGAAGUUGACAUCAACUCACCCAGAGAAAUUGACCAACUUAUAUCUUCUCCUGCCAUAUUAACAGUAUUUCAAGAAAAGGGUACUUUCAAUCCUGACAUUUAUCAGCAACUUCAAAUCAAUGAAGCAGUCAUUGCAACCAGUACCAAAUCAUUCGACAGCAUUGUUAGCUUGUAUGAAGCCUUCACCGACCAUAAGAUCGACUCGAAAUUGUUGGACCCAAAAUCGGAAUCCAGAACCGGCAGAAAAGCUAAGAAGGCCAAAUCCGAGAAGCCUCCCAAGAAGGUCGAGGAGAAACCCAGCCGGGCAUCUUCGAAAACGUCAGGCAAAGGAAGAAAAUCACAGAGCUUGAAGGAAACCCAAAGUGGCUCAGCUUUGGAACCCCUAGUUAAGACUGUUGAAGACCCACAAGUUUAUGGGAUAUGUGCUAUUGACUUCCUUCCCCUUUUUCAAGGUGAAAAAUCAUUCUCAGAAACGAUGUUGAUUAAACCAAUCAAAGUUUAUAAAGACGAGAAGAUGAAUUCCUAUAAAGCUCAUCCAAAAAUAAUCAUAACAGUAUCAAUAAAUGAAGAGUUGAAUCUGACAAAUGGAGUGAUGAUGAACUUUACUCUGGAGUCUAUCUAUAACAUUCCUCAGUUGAUGAAACCGGAUAUGGACUACAAGAUAUGUCACAUGGUUUCAUUGAAUGAAACGCUGAAAGUACCCAUUUUGUUCACAAAUCCGAAGCAUACAACAGAAAACUGUGAAGCGCUCAAUAGAUGUUGGCCUGGUAUGCAGAGAAUAGGUCUAGAUGCCAAUACCACAAAAUAUAGGGUGAGCACUGACAAUGAAAAUAUUUUUUGUAAGUUCGAAGACGAUAUAAUUCCUUAUCUGGGAGAAAACAGCCCAAAACUGGAAUUCAAUAUGAUAAAACGCCAUCUAUUUGAUCGAGGAGCACUGGUUGAAUUUGCCUCCAAUGUCAAAACGUACAGAAAAAUCGUACUAGAAUUCUUGAUGACUGGCAAAUCGGGAAAACAGAGUAGCUUGAACGUAGCACAAGAUGGAAGCUUCAAAGACAAAUCCACAGCGAAGAUGACUUCUGACAAGGGUAGCGAAAAAUGGUCUAUGAAAAAACUGAAACAUCAGCCCUAUUUGCAUCUCAUGGCAGUUGUAGAUAUAUCUUCUCUACUAUAUCCUGGAGUGACAAGAGUUCGAGUCGCAAGUCCGCUGACUACCUUCAGUCCAGAAGAAGCCCUCAAAUAUGGUGGCCUUGAAGACUCAUAUUUCCUUCCCUCGGAUAAGAAGGAGGCGAAAGAUAUUACUUCAAAGGAACUUUUGUCAAAGAAAGAUAAAUCUAAAGUGAAAGAAAAUAAGUCAAGCAAAAGUUCGAAGUCUUCCAAGAAGGGUGGCAAAAAGGAUACUAGUCCUGAUAAGGACAUGAAAAGGUUAUUACCUCCAAAACCAGAGUUAUUACCAGAGCCUGAACCCAGUGAACCAGUUUUCAAUGAAGAUGGAAAACCAUGUUUUGUUAUAGUGGAAAUAGAACUAUCAAAACCUAUCAUUCCAAAACGAGAAAUAAAAGAUGUAAAAGAAGAAAUUCACCAGCUGUUACAGAAAAAGAUACAUCCUUCACCAAAAAUUGUUUUGAGUAAUUGCCUAACCAAGGAAUACUACAAAGAAGUGUUGAAUGACAUCAUUGAAGAUAUGAAUGAUAAAUUCCAGAGAUUUUUAGAAGAAAAUCCAAAUUAUAGAGUUCGAAGUUACAAAACUCCGUCCGAUUUCGUGAAAUUCCUACAAACAAUUGGAUCGUAUCAGCCCUACCUAACCUCAAUCACCAAAGCUGCCACUCUACUCGUCACCAACCACUUCAAAUGCGAUAACGCUAUGGAAAAGAAGAACACACAAUUGCAUCAGAACUUCAUCGGCAAAGUGUUCAUUCACUUGAUAUCAGAAAUGAACAGUACGGUCAACAAAUUGGUAUCACACGGAAUGCAGCCUCUUCCGAAAGAGGUCGUAUCCAACGAGAUGUUUCUUUAUGCCAAAGAAGCAUUGGAAUUGACGAAAACUUCCGUAGCCGAAAGAUAUUUCCUGAGGGUUCUUUGUAGCGAUAAAAAUAAUGCCGACUACUGGUUCGAUUAUGCCGUAUAUUAUCUUGAGACCAAGGAGGAAGAUAAAGCCUACGAAUGUUUGCAAGAGGCUCUUUUGAAAAAUGCUAACCACAAUUACAGUAUUCUAUUAUUUGCAAUACUUUUGGAUCGAAAAGGUCAAAAGGAAGAAGCUGAGAGUUGUUUUUUGAAUCUGAUGGUUCAAGAACCAAAAUGGCUAGAAGCCUGGGGUAUUCUUUAUAUAUUCUAUCGGAAAUAUGAGAAAUAUGAAGGAAUGGACGUAGCAAUCGAAAUGGCAAAAAAAUUACUCGACGACAUUCGAAAACCAACGAGCUAUUUUGACGAAUUCGAAGAUCUAGCUUGGACUCCAAAAAUUUGCCCUAGAACAGUAUUUUUCAGAACCGCCAUAUUGCUGGUGAAAAUGCGAGUAUAUAAUUGGGCUGAAAUGGCGUUAUCUGAAGAAAUGAAGAAAAACUAUGGACUUGUCAAUUACUUACUAUCAGCUAUUUGUUACUAUCGAAAACUAUAUUCACAUGCUUUGGAGCACAUAGAAGAAACCAAAGAGCAUUAUGGAUCGGACUACGCUGUUGCUGCUCUUUCAGGCCAUUGCCUACUUGCAUUGAAUAAGAAAGAAGAAGCGAAGAAAGAAUACUACCAUGUUCUGGAAUCUUUCGGUAGGCCGGACAAUAUACACCUCGUAUACAUUAAUUGUGCUCGAAUUCUGGAACAUAUGGGGGAUGAUCAGGAAGCCAGAAAAUUGAUUUUGCUGGCCUGUAAAUUCAAACCUACCCCUUAUACUUGGUUGAAGGCCGGUCUACUGUACUUCCAAGAAAACGACUUGUUGAGUGCCGAAGAAUGCUUCAAUGAGGGUAAUUUGAUAGAUCAUCGCCAUCCUGAGUUAUGGGGUAAUUUAUGUUUGGUCAAUUUGAAAUUGAAUAGGCCGUUUGAAGCCGAAUUAUGUUAUCAACAACUAUUAAAUAACCAUCUAGAAGAUGAAGAUCUCUUGGAGACUAUAAGGGUAGAAUUUGAAAAACUGAAACAUCCAGUAACAAGCUCAUAA